Molecule: messenger RNA, 5686 nt
Organism: Dermochelys coriacea (leatherback sea turtle)
Lineage: Eukaryota; Metazoa; Chordata; Testudines; Dermochelyidae
Gene: KCNQ2
Product: potassium voltage-gated channel subfamily Q member 2
Exons: 17
Coding region: 255-2936 (893 amino acids)
Biological process (GO): potassium ion transport; transmembrane transport
Cellular component (GO): membrane
Molecular function (GO): voltage-gated potassium channel activity
Source: RefSeq, a predicted model, not a curated record
GCAGGGCGGGCGGAGCCGCAGCUGGCAGGCGGCGAAGGGGGCUGGCCAGGCUGCGGAGCGGCCCCUGCGGCUUUUCCUGCCCGAAUCUCCGCGCUCCCGGCCCGGCUGCCUCCCCCGGCCCUGCCAUGCCGCUCUCCGGCCCCGGGCUGCUGCCCUGCCCGCCGCCCCCUACCCGGCGCCCCCUCUGAAAGCCCGCCAGGAUCGGUCCCCUCCCUCACCCCAGCCCGGGCUAGCGACCGAGCCCCGGGGAAAGGAUGGUGCAGAAAUCCCGCAACGGAGGCGUGUACCCGGGUGCGACCGGAGAGAAGAAGCUGAAAGUGGGGUUCGUGGGGCUGGAUCCAGGCGCCCCGGAUUCCAACCGGGAUGGGGCGCUGCUGAUAGCCAGCUCGGACAGCACCAAGCGGGGCAGCAUCCUGAGCAAGCCCCGCUCCGGGAUCUCCGGGACGGGGAAGCCCCCCAAGAGAAAUGCCUUUUACCGCAAGCUGCAGAAUUUCCUCUACAACGUGCUGGAGAGACCCCGCGGCUGGGCCUUCAUUUACCACGCCUACGUUUUUCUCCUAGUUUUCUCCUGCCUGGUACUAUCCGUCUUUUCAACCAUCGAUGAGUAUCAGAACAGCUCAGAAGGGGCCCUCUACAUCCUGGAAAUAGUCACCAUCGUGGUGUUUGGUGUGGAAUACUUCGUGAGAAUCUGGGCUGCCGGUUGCUGCUGUCGAUACCGGGGCUGGAGGGGAAGGUUAAAAUUUGCCCGCAAACCCUUCUGUGUCAUUGACAUCAUGGUGCUGAUUGCGUCCAUUGCCGUGCUGGCAGCGGGAUCCCAAGGGAAUGUCUUUGCCACCUCGGCUCUCAGGAGUUUGCGGUUCCUGCAGAUAUUACGCAUGAUACGAAUGGACCGUAGAGGUGGUACCUGGAAGCUGCUGGGGUCUGUGGUCUAUGCCCACAGCAAGGAGCUGAUUACUGCCUGGUAUAUUGGCUUUCUGUGCCUCAUUCUGGCCUCUUUCCUGGUGUACUUGGCUGAGAAAGGAGAAAAUGAGCACUUUGAUACAUAUGCAGAUGCGCUCUGGUGGGGUCUGAUUACACUCACCACCAUCGGCUAUGGGGACAAGUAUCCACAGACCUGGAAUGGGCGUCUCCUGGCUGCAACUUUCACCCUCAUCGGGGUCUCCUUUUUCGCCCUCCCUGCUGGCAUUUUAGGUUCUGGCUUUGCCCUGAAGGUUCAAGAACAGCAUCGGCAAAAGCACUUUGAGAAGAGGCGAAACCCUGCAGCUGGCCUGAUUCAGGCUGCUUGGAGGUUCUAUGCCACCAACCUCUCUCGAACUGACCUGCACUCUACCUGGGAGUACUAUGAACGGACAGUCACCGUUCCCAUGUACAGCUCACAAACGCAAACGUAUGGUGCCUCCAGACUCAUUCCGCCUCUGAACCAGCUGGAACUCCUCAGGAACCUGAAGAGCAAAUCGGGACUGACUUUCAGGAAAGAGCAGCAGCCUGAGCCAUCACCCAGUCAGAAGGUCAGCUUGAAAGACCGUGUCUUCUCCAGUCCCCGAGGUUCUGGAACUAAAGGGAAAAGCUCUCCACAGGCUCAGAGCCUCCGGAGAUCCCCCAGCGCUGAUCAGAGCAUUGAAGAUAGCCCGAGCAAGGUGCCCAAAAGCUGGAGCUUCGGAGACCGAAGCCGAGCCCGGCAAGCAUUCCGGAUCAAGGGAGCUGCGUCUCGACAGAACUCUGAAGAAGCAAGUCUUCCUGGAGAAGACAUUCCCGAUGAUAACAAAAGCUGCAACUGCGAGUUUGUGACGGAAGAUUUAACGCCAGGACUUAAAGUCAGCAUCAGGGCAGUGUGCAUCAUGAAAUUUCUUGUUUCCAAACGGAAGUUCAAGGAGAGCCUUCGGCCUUACGAUGUGAUGGAUGUCAUCGAGCAGUAUUCAGCCGGUCACUUGGAUAUGCUGUCCCGGAUUAAAAAUCUCCAGUCCAGGAUAGAUAUGAUUGUGGGUCCCCCGCCCCCUUCAACUCCCCGGCAUAAGAAGUAUUCAACCAAAGGACCCAUGCUCUCUUCCAAAGAGUCACCCCAAUACUCGUCUAGAGUUGACCAGAUUGUUGGACGAGGGACAUCAAUGACAGACAAGGAUCGAACUAAAGGGCCAGCAGAGGGGGAGCUUCCAGAAGACCCAAGCAUGAUGGGGAGGCUUGGAAAAGUUGAAAAGCAGGUUCUGUCCAUGGAGAAGAAGCUGGACUUUCUGGUGAAUAUUUACAUGCAGAGGAUGGGUAUCCCACCAACGGAAGCAGAAGCCUAUUUUGGGUCCAAAGAACCAGACCCGGCGCCACCCUACCACAGUCCAGAAGACAGCCGGGAGCACAUGGACAAAAAUGGCUGCAUCAUCAAGAUCGUCAGGUCUACCAGUUCAGUGGGACAAAAGAAUUUCUCUGCACCACCAGCCCCAACAAUGCCAAUCAACACAUGUCCCCCUUCAACGUCCUGGCAGCACCAGCCAUACCAGCGGCAUAGCCAUGGAUCCUCCCCAGUUGGAGAUCCUGGCUCUUUGGUAAGAAUCCCGCCCCCACCUUCACAUGAGCGCUCCUUGUCUGCUUACAGUAGCGGGAAGAGGGCCAGUGCUGAGUGCCUGAGGAACGAAGACAUUACAGCUAAACACCAUGACAGCGCCUUGAGAGACAGUGACACGUCCAUUUCCAUUCCAUCAGUCGAUCACGAGGAACUGGAACGCUCCUUUAGUGGAUUUAGCAUUUCCCAGUCCAAAGAAAAUUUGGACGUCCUUAACAAUGGUUGCUAUGCAGCAGUGGCUCCCUGUGCCAAAAUCAGACCCUACAUUGCAGAAGGAGAGUCAGACACUGAUUCUGACCUUUGCACACCUUGUGGCCCACCUCCCAGGUCAGCCACAGGUGAAGGACCUUUCAGUGACAUGGGCUGGUCAGCUCCAAGACAGUGAAGCAUCUUGACAUCUAUUGAGCCAAGUCAGAGCACUGGCCAGCCACCCACUCAUGCCAUCCCCAUGUCGAACUUCUUGAGGAGAUCUACAGCUAAGGUUUUAUGAAUCCAGAACAUACUUAGCUUGUGGAUAUUUACUUACAGCUUACUCUGGGGACAGACGCUGAGCCAGCAUUCAGUAGAAAGAGGCCACUGUGGUGAAUAAUUCGGAGCCUUGAAGUGUCUUGAUUUCUUUCAUACUAUCUUUCUAAGAUAAUUAAGUGAAACGAUAUCACAGUACAGGGUAGGGCAACCACAUUUCUUGGUAAUCCUUUAGGGUACAGGGCACAAAUAUCACCUGCCAGGGUUUUUUUUGGGGGGGAAGGGGGUUAACUGGUGACUGAACAUAUCUUUUACAUGGUAAUUACCAUACCGUGAUACUGCGUGAUUACACAGUCAAAUACUUUGGAGUUGCAAUGCGAUUACAUGAUUAUUUCUGUCUUGUAAAACAUUCCAGGUUACACGAUGAUUACUUUUGAAUUUGCGGAACGUGAUCCUCCAUUAACCAUUCGGGAAUGUAGUGUGAUUACCAUAUAAUUCAUGGAAGCCUAGUUGGCUCUUGGCAAAUUGGGGUGUUUACUUUCACGUUACAGUAUUGCCCUAAGAAAGACAUAUGCUGUCAGGAUGAGUCGAGGUAGAAUGUUAGCAGGCACCAUUUGAAACCAGAAUGAUUUUCAAAUUAAAUUUGUUACAUGGCUUAGGUGGAGGAGGAAGGUCAAAGACACAAAAUCUGUCUUUGAAGGCAAAGAGGAACACCACAUAGGACAUGGGAUAAGGCAUUUUACAUUUAAACUAUGUAUUAUAUUUAAUAGUGUACCCGUCAAAAUUUACAGAACGGGAAGCCAUAAUUCCACCAAUGGGGUUGUAGUAACUUGAAGUUGCUCUCGUAAUUUUUGAUAUUGCCAGCAGCACUGUGGUGAACUUACAGCCACAAGAGACACAGCUACGGGGAGAGGGACGUUACUCGAGAUACUGUGACCCCUCUGCUGUUGCAAGGCAAGGAAUGAGAGAACCAGCAGCGCCUGAGCCCUGUAACUCAAAAUAUUGCCCAUUUCGUACACCAUUCGCAUUAUGUCUGGAUGCUUUUGCAGCAAAGUUCCUUCCUCCUUUCCUCCACUACCCGAUCCUGGAUCACAAAGCUGUCCUUUGGACUUCUCCAUUGUUUGGUUAGAUCCUUCAUGUUGAGUCAUGAGGUGCUUCCUUGUUUCCUCCUGAUUUUUUUAUACACCUGUGACCUGUAUUUAUCCACAAGUGCUGGCAGUGGAAGAAUUUCUAUUUUUUUCCUCUUUCUCUUGAAAAGCCAGGUAAAGAUCAUGUCAUUGUUAUUGGCGCAUGAAGCUGGGGGAAAACUGAUGAUGCAGGAGGUUUUUCUCAGGACCAAAACAAAGUCACAAAGUGAUCUUUUACUGUCCCAGAGCUGCAGGGGUCACUCAAGGGGAUGGGUCAUAGGAAAUCUGGAUCAACAGUCAGGGCUGCUACACAGGAGCCCAUGCCCACUGAAUGCACCCAUUUACCUGGAGCCCUACACCUUGUGUGUUUUCUGAAAGGGAUAAACUGCAGUGGAGUCAGGAUUGUGCCAGCUAUUUGUGUCCUUCUCUCUCCCCGCCCCCCCGCCAAUGUCAAUGGCCAGUUUUCAUGAUAUUUCAAAUAUAUGGCAUGCCCCCAUUUCCCUUAGGCCUUGCUGCAUCUAAUACAAGUGUGAUCCUUUCAUUUUGCAAGGUUGACCUUCUGAUGGUGAGAGGAGAAAUUGGUGUAUUAGUUCCUUCCGGUCAUUAGGAGAAGCAUCCUGGGAAGCUAAGGAGGGAAAAGACAAAUUUAGGCAUAAUGCACUGCAAUUCAGUGGUAUCGGGGGGGUGCACACAAUCUGGCAGCCAUAAAACACCAUCUAGAGGGAAACAUACAGCUCUUGUCCCAGAACUCAAUGUGAUUCCAUGAGAUUCUCUAGAACAUGAAGUCUUUAAAACGAGAUUUGAGGACUUUAGUGAGAGGUUACCUAUUGCAGGAGUGGGUGGGGGAAGUUUUAUGGCCUGCAGGGUGAAGGGGGUCAGACAAGAUGAUCACACUGGUCUUUUCUGGCCUUAAAGUCUAUGAGUCUGUGAGAUUUACCCACCAGGGCAGGAAAUUCCCUGCUGAACAGGUGGGUCUUUAUGGUUUCUGGAGGGAAAAUAAAACAAUUCUUUUAUACAUCUAAUCAGGGCCAACAUGCAGCACUUGCCUGGGAGUGGUGGGGGAAAAUGAUAUAUAAUCUUCAAAUCCAAUUAGCCUCAAUAUAUGAGUGAAAGGGAAGUAACCUACUCUUUUUAGGGGGUCCUGUGCAUCUAUGUCUCCAAGGAUAGAGAGGAGGGACCUUUGCAGGUCCAGAGCUUCCUCCCUAUUUCUGCCAUAUUCUGCAAUUCUUUCUUCCCCAUUCAAGCUGCCUGGAGCCUUCUUUUGGCUCUAGAAUUCCUAAUCAGGAGUAGCUCCUGUGAUGUAUCUAACUAAAAGUAAUUAGUGUAUGAUACACCUAACCUUAAUAAGAGUGUUUGCUUUGAAUUUGGAACUAUCAUACAUUAAAAUCCAUAUUUAUAAAGGGCAGGUUAUUCCCACGCUCUCUCUAAACUCACCCGGCCUGACUUUCAUAAGAUGUGGCCCACAGGCUACAUUUACAUGGAAAAUUGCUGCACAUGAAUGUAUAAAUCUGGCUUUUGCCCAUGCAACUGUAUUUAAGCAUGU